AUGCAGCCCCCCAUCAACAAGAGCAAUGUGCUUAAGGCUUUAACCCAUGAUCUCAAACCUAUUCCGAAAAAGUCUGACCGAUUCGAUGCGAUGCACCGACCCCCUCGUGAUGUGGUUCGAACCCAUCCUCGCCGCUUAGCCCCCGCUGAGGCGUCAUUAACUCAGCCUCCCAUGUCCAAGCCAUCGCCUGGCCAGCAAGCAAGUCCUUUGAUUAUCCCGGCAGUAUUGCCUCCGUCAGUUUCGCCUGUAGUAGAUGCUGCACUGCCAGAGUCAGCAAUGGUCACACCAUAUUCACGAAAAGGCGACAGUGAAAAUGCUCCGAAGCCUGCGAAAUCCAGCGACCCCCCCCUGGAGGAUAAAUCUGAAGCCCCUCGAGCUAUGCGCAAGCGCAAGACUGCUAUUGCCUCCCCUGACUUGACCGACGAUGGGAUUGCGGCCAGCGAUCUCAAGAGCAGUAAAGCAACCGGUGUGAAACGUCGACCAAGUACUACUACUCAAGGGAGGAACUCUGUCCCAGAUCACCCACGCAAAAAGGCUGAUGGCCCGAAAGGUGUCCAACACCCCACGUAA
Molecule: messenger RNA, 570 nt
Organism: Aphanomyces astaci
Lineage: Eukaryota; Oomycota; Saprolegniomycetes; Saprolegniales; Verrucalvaceae
Exons: 1
Coding region: 1-570 (189 amino acids)
Source: RefSeq, a predicted model, not a curated record